Molecule: messenger RNA, 801 nt
Organism: Triticum aestivum (bread wheat)
Lineage: Eukaryota; Viridiplantae; Streptophyta; Magnoliopsida; Poales; Poaceae
Source: RefSeq, a predicted model, not a curated record
AUGUGCUCAUCCACAUUGUCUCCUAUGUACUUUACCUCCUUUGCUCCUGGUAUCAUCCCAUACUCCGGCUUCGCCACCGAGGUAUUGCAGAUCUACUCCUUCAAAAUCUUUGAUCUAGAUGACAGCUUGAAUUGGCCACUCUAUGUGUACGGCGUAGUUGCUGCUCGAGACUCUGUGGAUGGUAACCGCAACCUUCUCUUCUCUCGCUCCAGCGCUAACUGCCAAGUACUCACUGAAAAGGAUCCUUUUUUGCACUUGACUGGCCCUUCCCGUGCUAUACUGUCCGAGUACCCUGUUGACUUUGAAGUUGAACUAAGGAUAAAAGAUGGAGCAGAGUCCCAAGAUAAAGCAUUGAUGAGUUCUACUAACCACCACCAUUUCGGUGGUGAUACUGCUCUUUUCUUUGGCUGCCUGUGUAGCGCCGAGAUGGGCCUUCAGACUAUUCGUAGUGCGGUCCAGGCCACUAUCUUGUCUGUUCGUGUUGUUGGAGGGGGAUUUCCUUUUGAAUUUGGCGUACAAGUUGCUUGUUCAUCGUCUACUGGAGGUGUUAUUGCUGCUGCAUGUCAGCAAGUUGUUGUUACUAUGGAAUGAAAAGGAUCGCUGAGGAUUAUCAUAAACGGCUAUUCAGAGUCUGGUAUUGUUGCUGACGAAGCCCGGCUUGAUUUCCCUGCUCAACAUUGCCAAAUAAGCACUCAAGAAUGUACUGUUGGCAAUUCUAAGCUGCAGGUUGUCAUUGCUUGGUCUCUACUUGUGAGGGACAAGCUCGACAACUUGGCGGAGGGGUACAUCUUCCCUCUGUGA